AUGAAGAAGGAGAGCGAGUACGGGUGGGAACGACGAACAAAGAGACUGGAGUGGAAAUUCGGAACAGCGAAAGAUCUGUCAAGGGAGGCGAAGAAGGCCGAGAAGCAGCAUGUUACAAAGCAGCAGCGAGCUCGCACGCACCCAGACUCAGGAGCAGGGGGCAGGGAAGCGAUGCCAGGCAAGACGAGAAUCAUCUGGGAAGGGUGA
Molecule: messenger RNA, 207 nt
Organism: Clonostachys rhizophaga
Lineage: Eukaryota; Fungi; Ascomycota; Sordariomycetes; Hypocreales; Bionectriaceae
Source: the annotation of a GenBank genome assembly